This is a messenger RNA of Meriones unguiculatus (Mongolian gerbil), 4178 nucleotides long. It is a transcript of the gene Olfm3, whose product is annotated as olfactomedin 3. Gene Ontology annotation, biological process: signal transduction. The coding region runs from base 414 to 1790 and encodes 458 amino acids. NCBI's taxonomy places the organism in Eukaryota, Metazoa, Chordata, Mammalia, Rodentia, Muridae. The transcript has 6 exons. The record is from RefSeq and is a predicted model, not a curated record.
UGAUGUCAUAUCCGUUGUUCAGGUCUCCACACCUCUCGGCAGUUACUCCUUUUAUCUUCUUGGGUCAAAACUUUUGAGGUGGGCUGGCUCUCUAGCAGAAAGGGAGAGGGCAGACCCCGGCGCGCCAGGUGGAGGCGCUUCAGCACCUCGGCCAGCACCCGCUGCUGCGGGUCCCAGCCUUCUGCGCUCCCGGACUCCCCAAUCUGAGAUGCCUGCGGAAUGAUCGCCCCCCAGGGCGGCUGCCUCUGCUGCCGCUGCUGCUGCUGCCGCCGCCGCCGCCGCCUUUGCCUCCACUCUGCUCUGACUGGCAGGCAGAAAGUGCAACUGACGUGGGAAAGGUCUCCGCAGUGAGUGGAGUGGCUACAUAAAACAGAGUAAAGAGAGGGAAAAAAAAAAGAAAAACCCACAUCAGAAUGCAGGCGAGGUCCAGGCUUCUCAACCUCCUUCUUCUGUCUUUACUUGCUGGAUUAGAUCCUUCCAAGACUCAAAUUAGCCCAAAAGAAGGGUGGCAGGUGUACAGCUCGGCCCAGGACCCUGAUGGGCGAUGCAUUUGUACUGUCGUGGCUCCAGAACAAAACCUGUGUUCCAGAGAUGCCAAAAGCAGGCAGCUCCGCCAGCUGCUGGAAAAGGUGCAGAAUAUGUCCCAGUCUAUAGAAGUCUUAAACUUGAGAACUCAGAGAGACUUCCAGUAUGUAUUAAAAAUGGAAACCCAAAUGAAAGGGCUGAAGGCCAAGUUCCGGCAGAUUGAAGAUGAUCGGAAGACACUAAUGACCAAGCAUUUCCAAGAGUUGAAAGAGAAAAUGGAUGAGCUACUGCCCCUGAUCCCAGUGUUGGAGCAGUACAAAACAGAUGCAAAGCUCAUCACACAGUUCAAGGAGGAGAUUCGGAACCUGUCUUCAGUCCUCACUGCUAUCCAGGAAGAAAUCGGUGCCUAUGACUAUGAAGAACUGCACCAGCGCGUCCUCAGCUUGGAAACCAGGCUUCGUGACUGCAUGAAAAAGCUAACAUGUGGCAAAUUGAUGAAAAUCACAGGCCCCAUCACAGUCAAGACAUCUGGAACGCGAUUUGGUGCUUGGAUGACCGAUCCGUUAGCAUCUGAAAAGAAUAACAGAGUCUGGUAUAUGGAUAGUUACACUAACAACAAAAUAGUUCGUGAAUACAAGUCCAUUGCAGACUUUGUCAGUGGAGCUGAAUCAAGGACAUACAACCUCCCUUUCAAGUGGGCAGGAACCAACCAUGUUGUCUACAAUGGCUCACUCUAUUUUAACAAGUAUCAAAGUAAUAUCAUCAUCAAGUACAGCUUUGAUUUAGGGAGAGUGCUAGCCCAAAGAAGCCUGGAGUAUGCUGGUUUUCACAAUGUGUAUCCCUACACAUGGGGUGGAUUCUCUGACAUUGACCUAAUGGCUGAUGAAAUUGGGCUGUGGGCUGUGUAUGCAACCAACCAGAAUGCAGGCAAUAUCGUUAUCAGCCAGCUUAAUCAAGAUACCUUGGAGGUGAUGAAGAGCUGGAGCACUGGCUAUCCCAAGAGAAGUGCAGGAGAAUCGUUCAUGAUCUGUGGGACUCUGUAUGUCACCAACUCCCACUUAACUGGAGCCAAAGUGUAUUAUUCCUAUUCCACAAAAACGUCCACAUAUGAGUACACAGACAUACCCUUUCAUAACCAAUACUUUCACAUAUCCAUGCUUGACUACAACGCAAGAGAUAGAGCUCUUUAUGCCUGGAACAACGGCCACCAGGUCCUAUUCAAUGUCACCCUGUUCCACAUCAUUAAGACUGAAGAUGACACAUAGGCAAACGUCAUUUCCUUUCAUCUAUGUACCCUGCCAUAUACGGUAAUGUCUAGAGGCCCCUGUUUGUGUUUGUUUGUUUGUUUGUUUUCCUUGAUUGACUUGUCAUCAUUUCUCCAAAGCAAAGAAUUUUAUUGUAUAUUUGGAGUUUCAAAAAGUUUGUCUAAGUUAAUGUGUUGAAGACACAUCUUAAUGCCUACAUUUAUAGGGCCUAUCAUGCCCUUGCCAUGCAAAGUACUAAAAAGAGUUUAAGUGUCUAGAGUCAUAGUUUUGCAAAAGAUUAAUGAUAUGCCUUGUAUUAGAAUCAGACUAAUGGUGGUCUUAAAUGCAUGAAUGUCGUCUCUUUUUAACUGUCAGUUUUUUUACUGUCUCUUGCUCUACAUCAGGAAAUAUUUUCGUAGGAAUUAAGGUAAAAGGAAAGCACUUCCCCCCCCAUUUAUUUCUACAAAAAGAUUUAAAAAUUUUAUUUAUAUGGAAAAUAAUACUGAUCAUGUUGCUGUUACCACAUUCUCUGAUGCGGUGCUGUGCAGUCAUUUCUAAAUCUCUUGCUGACAUUUUCUUGGCGAUUCAUUUUUCUAUCAUUGUAACCAUCAUCGUACAAUUGUAUUCCUUCAAUUCUGUGAAAGUAAUAUUUUUUAUAAAGCGAACUAAAAUUUAAUCUCAGUGAUUAUUCAAGUCAGUUUUGCAAGUGUGGCUGAGAAAGAUCUUCUUGGCUUACCCCUUCACAUAAGCACUAUAAACUUAAAAAAAUAUCAAAACAGGUAUCCUAUAUCUAAUCUUUGUUUUAUCCCAAGUUUAUUCAGCCGUUGUAUCUGAAUUUAAUAUAGUGAUGCCCUGUUUCCUAGAAGUAUCCCACAUAAAUUUUUUGUACAAUAUGUAGGUGUGUUAUAAAGAUUGGAUUUGAUUUAUUUAUUCUUUUAUUAUUAGAAGCAUUAUUGAAAUAUAUAUAUAUAAAUUAGUAUUUUAACAUAUUUUACAUACAACUUUCAAUAAUGUCAUUACUUAUAUAAUAUAAAGCACAUGGAGAUUGUUAAGGAAAGAACAUUUAUGUGAUAUUUUCUAUAUUAAAAUUUUGAACCCUGCAGAGAUAUUGGCUUGUACAAAAGAAAAUGAUGAAAAGAACUGGGAGCUGUCUUUGGUUUCAAAUGUAUGAAUAACCAAAUCAGGAAAUGAAAUGAGAAUGCAAUCCCCUUGAUGCCUUGCCUCACUGUACGUGCAAAAUUAAAGAAACUAAAAAUAAAAUUUUGAAACAUUUAGGUCACUAAUGACACAGAACACAUAAUUUAAAAAUACUGAACAUGUCAAUGAGUUUAGGAGUCAUAUUCCUAUGUUAAAAAGAACUCUCCUAAGGCAGCUUUGUGGACACAAAGAGGGGUGUGUUCUAAAUUUAAAAUGUAUGUAUGUAUUCCAAAAUAAAUAAUAUAUAACUUAAAUUAUAAAUUUUGUUUCGUACAUAUACAAUACCAUAUUGAAAAACAAGCAUAUGGUAAUAACGCAGACACAGCACUCUAUAAAAAUACUGAUAUUUAGAAAUUCUGCAAGUGAAAAGUCAUUUUCUGGUAUUAUCCCAUCGAAAUUGGAAACUGAUUACUUUAAUCUUGAAACUCAAGGUUGAAUGAGUAUCUUUUUAUUAUUUUAUUUUUUUUGGCCAACGAAAGUUAAGCAUGAUCUAAUGGGAACCCCUGCAUCUUUUUGUAAUGGUAUCGCCUCUUCCCAAAAGUUCACAUAAAUUUCAGUCUACAAUAGUUGGAAAAUUUAGGAGAUUCAUUUGUCAUACUACAUACAUCACAAAAGCAAGCAGUUCAUACUUUGUACAGCAAUUUGUAUAAGGUUAAAAAAAUCAUAUCAUUUUCAGAAACCAAUAAAUUUUUAGGAAUACAGACUCUAAUAGAAACACUUUUUGUCCUUAAGACAUGUUAUGUGGAAUCACACACAUUCAUAAUAUGGAUGAUCAUGGCUUAUUUGUGAGGUGUGCAUCUUGUACAGAGCCUUGUUGUUUUCUAUGUAUGGUUUCAUUACCCUAGCCAAUUUAUAGUGUAUGUGCCGCUAGAGCAAGCUAAGAUUAUAUUGUCACUAGAAGUGGGGUAACAUGAGCUUAAAAAUAUGACUUGCAUUAAACAUUUACAGUUUAUGAGCAUUUUCUGAAUAAAUUAUGUUCAGUUUUGUGCCUGAAAUAAAUAAGAACUUAAUCACUGUUUCCUUUUUAAUCUUCAGCAAAUAAAGUAAUUUUAUGAGGAAAAUAAUGAGUAUUUUAAAAUCAUCCAUAGAAUCUAAGCAGUGCAGAAGUCUAAACUUCGAAAACCUUCAUCCGAAAUCAACUAUGUAACUGGUAUUUUCUAAAUUAAUCAGAUCAUUAAAGUACUUCCAUAUAAUUCAAAUAAUAUGUCUGUG